AUGGCUAACCUGCAGCAGGAAUACCCCGGGGUCCUUCUGGGGAUCCUGGAGGAACUGGCCAAUAUGCGCCAGUGGCUGACGUUCCAGGACCUAUGCCGAAUGGUCAGCACCCGCUUUGACCUCGAGAACCUCAUUGAGCUCAGGAGUUUGCUGUUUGCUGCUGCCAGCCGGGACCCCUGUUUCCCAGCAACUCUCUUCAGAGACAGGGUUUCCACAAGGGGCCAGGGCCUCUCUCCCAUAGGCGUCGCUGCUGACAUUGUAACUAUCUUCAAUCUUAUUCAGAUGACGGGUGGGGCUCAAGAAGACAGUCAGCCAAUCAGAGCUCAGGCAAUCCUCCCAGUUGACCAGUACCCAGGCCCCAAUCUGCCUGGAAUCCACCAGCUGAACAUUUCUGGUCGAGAAAGAGCACGCGCCCACUCUGAUUCCGGAGGAAGGCCGAUCGACCAGCACUUGCUGAUUCCGAAAUCGAAUUACUCUGCCCGCAAGCGAGGAAGUCUUCCCCCCGAUCCCAGCUCCCUUGUGUCCUCCCCUCCAGUCAGAGCGAGGGCCGUGUCUUUCGACUUGCCUCACACAACACUCUUGUAUUCUAGUGGUCAAAUCCCCAACGAGGUCAUGAAGAAUAUCUACAUGCCUUUGGAGACGGACAGUGAGUCUAGUGGAGAUUCUGCACCUUUGGAAGUGUUUGAACCUGAAUCGGCAUCGUCUGUUGACCAGAAGAGAAACGUCUUUAGGAAGGACUUCCAUAACCAGCCGCCUCUUAUACCCCAGGUGACCGUCAACAGUGAGUCUCCUAGUCCCGACAUUUUAAAGAAAGGCUUUGACAAUCUCAGUUUGGAAACAAUCCAAAAUCCUUACGCGUCCCCUACAACAGUCCAACAGAGGGAGCAGAGGGCUAAACAUGAAAGCCUUGAUGACCUGCAAGACUCAACUUAUUUCGGACCUGGGUCUGUUGCAGAGUGCUCACCUCGACACCUGCAACCUCCCAGAAAUCAUAGACCAUUCUGGAGCAACAAGAGCCACAGUCUAGAGGACCGGAUAGGCUUAGGCACUGUUGGAAUUGGUUUAGAAUCACAAAGAGGGCAACUUCCCAGGAGAUCAACACCUGCUUUGGGGUCCUCGGGAGGUGAGAGUGGGGAUAGUGGAUUGCCAAGUGGAGGUGAUGGAGUCAAGGCUCAGGGAACCCAAACAGACCCACCGGACACGAGGCGCCUUCGUAGCCUGGUCCACGCUGAUCGCUUCUCCUUCAUGACCUCAUUAGAUGACCCCGACUUUUGUGAGGAUGACAUCAGUGUCAUCUUUCGUUUCUUAGAUGACAUAAGCAUGUGUGGUUCUACGGGAGUCCUGCACCCCAGCGAUCCAACAGGGGCCAUCAACCAGGACACCCCUGAGGCCAGACGUGGACGCUUAGGUCAACUUCAGAGGCUUUUCCACUCUUUAGAAAGCAGUGACGAUGGGCUGAAGACCAGUGUCUGUAAGCUGCUGCUCCGUAUGAGCCAGAUAGAAAGACAACUGGACUCAUUGAAUGAGGUGAAGGCCGAGAUCUCCCAGGUGCUCUCUGCAUUGCAGCGACUGGAUGAAAAGAUCCAGCAGCCUGUCGGUGGCAAUGGACAAGGCAGCGGUGGGCGAUGGCUGGAGCCUCUCAGUGGUGUCUCCUCCUUUAUGAGCCACCCUCUGACUCCUUCUGAGUCAUCGGAACCUCAACCUCUGUCCGUAUCUGGGAAUCUGUUUCCAGCGACCAGCAUGAGUAGUCUGGACUGGAGCCGCUGGAACACUGCUGGGGAGCUAACAGAAAGUGUCAAUGGUUUGGCUGAUUCUAAGGGGUCGAAAGAAGGGAAGAAAAAUGCAUCAUCCCGUCGUGCCUCCAAAACGCAGCCUGAAGAGAAAAUAGUCCCUGAUCCCAGUCAGCUGAAGGUUUCUAACCCUGCAAGAGAGUGGACGGUGUCAUUCUCAAAAAAUAAAGAUCCCAAAGCCUCACACAGGAAAAUUGAACAGACAGAUCAGUCGAGCAGCACAACUAACCUCCUCACGCAUAAGUCCUCCAGUCUGGUGGAACAAGUGUUUAACUCAUCCCUGUUCCGCCACAAAGACAGCAGUCUGACAGGGGUGCUCAACUCUGGGAAGAUUAAGGAUACCAGACUGGUUGAGGGGAGAGGAAGGCCUAUCUGGACUGUAGAUGACAGAGAGGCACGGAUUUCCCCUUUGGACGCACAGGCCCAGGAGUCUCUAAACCCCAACAACAUGGAGUUCUGGAUGGACGACAUCUACACUCCAGGUUACGAUGCUCUGCUCAGGCGCAAAGAGGCCGACCAGCGCCGGGCCAAGGUCUGCAAGUUGAUUGCACUCAUUGCCACUGGGGUGGCCAUCAUUCUCAUCAUUGUCAUUCCUAUUUGUACCAUGGGCUCAUGA
Molecule: messenger RNA, 2406 nt
Organism: Pleuronectes platessa (European plaice)
Lineage: Eukaryota; Metazoa; Chordata; Actinopteri; Pleuronectiformes; Pleuronectidae
Product: major intrinsically disordered Notch2-binding receptor 1-like
Exons: 3
Coding region: 1-2406 (801 amino acids)
Biological process (GO): negative regulation of TOR signaling; negative regulation of cell population proliferation
Cellular component (GO): plasma membrane
Source: RefSeq, a predicted model, not a curated record